UCGUCAGGUGGCGGCGUCGCUCGGCCGCUAUAUUGAUCAAGUUAGAUUUCGCGAGGACGCACGUUGAUAAGAUCUCGUGUAUUUUUCGAUCGCACGCAAUCCUUCCGCGCGACGUGUGUGUGACAUUUGUCACGAGCGCUAGUACUCGCGUGGCGUGAAAUUUGGUCGCGCGCGCGGAGCCUCCGCGUUACCGUAGCGGCGUCGCCGUGAAAUCCUCCCUCGCCCAUGACGUCACUCACGAAUUACACAAGCGUCAUCGCUCAGUCUGUUGUGGAAAAUUUCGUGGGUUCUAUGGUGGUGUAGCGGCGAGGUGUGUUGUUUUCUGAACAAUAACCCGCGAGUCCUUCGUCAGCGACGCGCGACAAUCCUGCGACAUCGAAUCGCGCGGCGAAAUAAUUGGCGAUAAAAUUAAAGUUUACAAAGGAUUCUUGUCUACUUUUCACAAUGUCUAUGCAACAGUUUUGUUUGCGAUGGAACAAUCAUCAACCGAAUUUUAUCUCGGUUUUCUCCAACUUACUAAAUAAUGAGACUCUAGUGGACGUUACUCUUGCUGCCGAAGGCAGGCAAAUUCAGGCUCACAAAGUUGUACUAUCAGCAUGCAGCACAUACUUUCAAUCGCUGUUCACAGUGAAUCCUUGUCAGCAUCCCAUUGUUAUACUUAAGGACAUCAAGUUUUCUGAUCUCAAGAUUAUGGUAGACUUUAUGUAUUAUGGGGAAGUGAACAUAUCUCAAGAUCAAUUGCCAUCCAUCAUAAAGACAGCGGAGAGUUUAAAGAUAAAAGGACUUGCAGAAAUGCAUACGGCGUCAUUAACUAAAUGGCCAAGUGGAAGUAGUGAAACAGGCGGAGGAGAUCGUGGCGAAUCUUGUUCACCCAGUCCAUCUCCGUUAUCUCCUUCUUUCCGCAGAAAAAGGUUAAGGAAAUCUUCUACGGGUUCCACAUCCGGCUCGGGUGACAAGCCAGAAGAAAUUAAUGAAAUAACGUUAGUGGCCACCAACAUUGUAAAACCAGAACCUCUAAUCGUAUCACAGGAAAGUGGAGAAAAUUUGAGGCGACCAGUAAAUACAAGCACAGAAUCUCAAGGCAGUAUUGACGAAGAUCAAAUAUCAAUUAUGAGUAAUAUGGAAACUAGUUCUGCCAAUACACCAGCCCAAAGUGAUGGUUCUAUUCAGGACGUAAGUCAACAGUCGGCAGGAAAUAUUGCACAAAGUUCUGUUUCUUCACAAGCACCUGUUCAUCAAGGAUUACAAUGGACUAUUAUGGAGCACACAUAUCAUCCACGUUUCGCUCUGUCCUCGUGUCAAACGAAUCUGUCGAUCCAAGCGUCGUCGGCGUUUACGACGCCCGAAAUAACAGCAUCCUCGACCAUCAGCGAUCAGUACUCUGGUACCAGCACGACUGGUUCCAGUUGCGCCCUGACGAACUAUCCGAACUCCUCCCACGGGACGUUGCAGCACGUGUCGUCGGGCGGCCCCUCGCCAUCGACGCAGUGCCCCAGUAACUGCCAGAGCCCGUGCGCCAGCCCGCAGACGGCGAUUAAGAGGAAGCGCUCGACUAAUCCACAAGCGGACGAGAAUUUUAUACGCGCGCUCGACGCAGUGCGCUACGGCGGCAUAGGGUUUUGCAAGGCGGCCAGGAUGUUCGGCGUGAACAACCGAACACUCUGGCUCGAGUACAAGAAGCGCGGCUACCCGAACAAUCGGCCCAGCCUCAAGUCCCGCGUUAAGCAGGAGGUGAACUCCUCGCCGCCGCCCUCGGCGCCCCCGGCGCAGCCGAUGAACUCGCAAAGCCCGACGCCGAUGGGCCCGCCGACGACCCCGCACAGCACACACAAUACACACAGCACGCACACCAUGCUAACCAGUCACAGUCCCCACACGAUGCUGAGCGGGUACAUCGACAGCAGGCAUACGGACUACGCGCUACCGAUUCUUCAUUGCAAGCAGACGCAAGCAACGAAGAGGACCCGGCUGCUCAUCAGACAGACGCGAGUGAAGAAGGAGCCGAGUCACUUGUCGCCGGACAGCGAGACGAGCACAUCACCGCACAUCGUCUCGACCUCCGUCCAUCUCGCGACGCCGACGCUGAAUCUUCCGCAAACGUCGAGGAGCUUCGAGGAAUCGCGUAUUUCGCCGCCACCGCACACCAUGCUGGUGAAUCAGCCGAAUCUGCUGACGGUGACGACGUCGCCGAAUCUGUUGACGGUGCCACAGCCGUCUUACUUGACGAAGCAACACUCGCAUCCGUUGCUGUCUAGUCAACAGCCGAGCACGUCCGGAACUUACUGGAUACACCGACAGCACUUGCAUCCGGAAUUGCCCGGUAGAACCACAAGUCCCUCGAUAGUAAUCGAGCCGGCACCUGUCCUUAAAACGGAGGACGAGGGAAGCGAGGAAGCACCGACAACUCCGACAACUAUUACUUCCGAGCCAGGAACCAGCGGCGGCGGCGGCACUUCCGGUGGAUUGAGAGUGAAGACAGAGCUGCGACGGACUUCCUCAUCGCCGCAGACGAGCAGCAGAGACUUUCGCGAAAGCACGGGGGAUCAACGAUUAGGCCAUUGUCCUGUAUUGCGUGAAGGUCCUGCCUUAGGCUGCAAUCAUUGUUGGAACACAAUAGACGACCAUGGUAGAAUACUCCGUAGGAAAACCAAGUAUCACUGUCCCGAAUGUCAGAUUAAUUUGUGCAUUGUGCCCUGUUUUCAAGAAUACCACGAGCAGCGACGCGAGCUGAUUUCCAAGCUUAAGCCCUUACCAAAAACUAGCUCCGUUUAAUUUCCCUAUUUAUUAUGUACUUCUUUUCAAAGGUAAUUGUUACCUAUUGGAUUAGGUAUGUGUGAGCACGCGCUUUAAAUGUGUGACGGUAUGACCUGACAAUGACGGAGUAACACGGGUCCAUCGUUAGCGUGUACACGUUACUUUUACCGAUUAGUGCGAGAGUCAUCAGAUUUAUGAUUUUUUUUUUUUAUCGCAUUUGACAAAAAAUUUCAUGACUUUAUAUUUUCGCAUAUUCAUUUCAUAUCAC
This is a messenger RNA of Linepithema humile (Argentine ant), 3022 nucleotides long. The record is from RefSeq and is a predicted model, not a curated record. Lineage: Eukaryota; Metazoa; Arthropoda; Insecta; Hymenoptera; Formicidae.